ACCGGCGAGGGUCCGCUCGGCCGCGCGCCCCUGGGCCCCCGCCGCCGCCGCCGCCCGCGCCCAGCCGGCAUGAACCGCAAGAAGCUGCAGAAGCUGACGGACACCUUGACCAAAAAUUGCAAGAACUUUAAUAAAUUUGAAGUGAAAUGUCUUAUAGAUCUUUUUUAUAAUUUGAUGGGAGAAGUAACAGAGCGGCAAGGUAUCACCAUUGGACUAGAUCGCAAUGCAUUUCGAAACAUCCUGCACAUGACAUUUGGAAUGACAGACGAUAUGAUUAUGGACAGAGUAUUCCGAGGUUUUGAUGAGGACAACGAUGGUUAUGUAAACGUAUCAGAGUGGAUUUAUGGAUUAUCAGUAUUUCUUCGAGGAACUUUGGAAGAAAAAAUGAAAUAUUGCUUUGAAGUGUUUGAUUUGAAUGGUGAUGGAUUCAUUUCAAAGGAGGAAAUGUUCCAUAUGUUGAAGAACAGCCUUCUCAAACAGCCAUCUGAAGAAGACCCUGAUGAAGGAAUUAAAGAUUUGGUUGAAAUAACACUUAAAAAAAUGGACCAUGACCAUGAUGGGAAGCUGUCUUUCACAGACUAUGAACAGGCUGUGAGAGAAGAGACUCUUCUACUGGAAGCUUUUGGACCAUGUCUACCUGAUCCAAAGAGUCAGAUGGAAUUUGAAGCCCAAGUAUUCAAAGAUCCAAAUGAAUUCAAUGACAUAUGAAUACCUAAAUGUCUGUGUUGUCUCGAGAAACUUGAGGAAACUGGAGUUUAAGAAAAUCAAGAAACUCCCUAAAUAUCCUAACCUGGUCAAGAAUAAAGCCAAGAUUUAGACCUCGUCCAGUUCUAACAUUGAAGACCUUCCUGUAAAGCAAUAUGUGCUCUUUUAGCCAUAUGUACUCCUGCGGUUUGAAAUUACUGAGCACCCCUGCUUCCUAAAGAAUCUUCAAAUUGCCCCUUCAAGGCUCCCUGGUGGUGCUCUGUACUUGGCAUGUUAGUGAGUGAGACCGUUGACAACUCUCUCCAAGGCACUGUUCUUAUCUGGAAAUACCUUAGAGUUUUCUUUCUUUAGUUGAAAUUUCCCAUUUGGAUGUGAAGGUGCCCACUUUGGGAACCAAUAGGAAUCUAGACAUUGGACUGGGACCUUGCCUUGUCAAGAGUCCACACAUGGUGAAUGGGGUUCAUGAAUAGUGGCCAAGCUGUCAGAUUCUGUGGCUCUGUGGUCAGUACAAGAUUAGAAGUGAGAUGAGGGUCCACCAACCAUGGAAGGAGAAAGCAGAGGCUGAUACCAUUGCUGAUUUGUGAGGGAAAGGACAGAAAUCCUUCAGGAAGGAGAAGAAAGGGCUGGACUCCUCAAAUAAAGAAUGUU
Molecule: messenger RNA, 1353 nt
Organism: Canis lupus familiaris (dog)
Lineage: Eukaryota; Metazoa; Chordata; Mammalia; Carnivora; Canidae
Gene: CLXN
Product: EF-hand calcium binding domain 1
Exons: 7
Coding region: 70-708 (212 amino acids)
Molecular function (GO): calcium ion binding
Source: RefSeq, a predicted model, not a curated record